Molecule: messenger RNA, 1866 nt
Organism: Hyaloperonospora brassicae
Lineage: Eukaryota; Oomycota; Peronosporomycetes; Peronosporales; Peronosporaceae
Source: the annotation of a GenBank genome assembly
AUGGCCGGCCAGCGCAAGCUCCUGAGCGAGAUCGACCGCACGCUGAAGAAGGUGAGCGAGGGCGUGGACGUGUUCAACGAGAUCUGGGACAAGGUGUACGCCGCCACGGCGCAGAACCAGAAAGAGAAGCACGAGGCCGAUCUGAAGAAAGAGAUCAAGAAGCUCCAGCGCUUUCGCGACCAGAUCAAGACGUGGAUUGGCAACUCGGACGUGAAGGACAAGCGGCCGCUCGUGGACACGCGGAAGCUCAUUGAGCAGAAGAUGGAGGAGUUCAAAGUGUGUGAGAAAGAGACCAAGACCAAGGCGUAUAGCAAGGAAGGACUGGCGCAAGUCGAGCGCUUGGACCCCGAGCAGCAGGCGCGACAGCAGUCGCACGCGUGGAUUCAGGACUGUCUGACGCAGUUCAAUGUGCAGAUUGAAGCGCUGGAGAGCGACGUGGAGCGCCUGCAUCUGGUGAAAGGACGCAAUCGGAACAAAGCUGAGAUUGAAGAGAAGGAGAAGCUCUUGUCGCGACACAAGUGGCACAUUCUCAAGCUCGAGCAGAUCAAUCGCCUGCUGGACAACUCGGCGCUCGAGCCCGAGCAGGUGGACGAGCUCAAGGAAGACGUUGAGUAUUUCCUAGAAGCGAAUCAAGAGCCAGACUUUAUGGAGACGUACGCGGACGAUGACAUCUACGAGACGCUAGAUCUUGAUACAUUGGGUGCAGCUGCACAAGUGGCAUUGCCGACAGAGCAGGACGUCGGUAUUGAUGAUGCGAACGGUGCAACUGCGGCAGUGACAACAGCUGCACCGGUAGCAGCAGUAACAAGUACGACCACGACGGCGCGGGGCAAGACGCCGCGCAAGAGUGCGUCGUCGUCGCUGAUUACAGGUAUUGGCCGCGCUGGAGCAGUGAAGCCGAUCGAUCUCAAGACGUCGACGCCGAUUCGAUCGAGCAGCACGAGCAAAAGCGACACGUCGCCGUUAAACAGCCUCAAGAUCGAGACGAGCAAAGGACGCACGACCCCGCUGCAUGCGAAGAGCGGAUCUUCUGCGUCCGAAAAAGGGUCGAGCAAAGCGCCGACGCCGAUACCGUCUUCUCCGAGUGUCGGAGAGCAGCUUACACCGGUGCGCAAGGUGGCACCGCUCACACCGCAGCGCUCACCGUCUCCUAGCAUCGGCAAGGGGCCGCUCAUUGGAGGCCACUUGUCGUCUUCGGCUUCGCCAGCUGUCAGUAAGCCUCCAACCGGCCCAGCACCGUCACCUGCGCCUUCGAACUCCUCGUUGCUGCCGCCUCCGGUACCUGCACCGUCACCCGCCGCUCCGACCGUCGCAACGGCUACUAACGUAGCACCUUCACCAGUGCCUGGAUCUGCAGAAGCUGUACCGACUGGAGCUGCAACAGCAGUAGUGAACACUCGGCCCAUGGUAGAAUCGCCUCAGCUGACUGACGAACAGCGGCAGAUUGUGCGGUUGAUCGACGAGAGCUUUCACUUCAUUCCCGAGAGCCGCGACUCUGAAAAGGCCAACCGCUACGUUCCGCGCAACUUGUACGCGACCCCGGCAUCGUUCCCCGCCACGCCGUCCACGCUGUUCUCGAGCCCUGUCAUUUUCGAGAAGCUGGACGUGGACACGCUCUUCUUCAUCUUUUACUACCAGCAAGGUUCCUAUCAGCAGUACCUGGCAGCUCGUGAGUUGAAGCGACGGACGUGGGGGUACCACAAGAAGUACAAGACCUGGUUCAAGCGUCACGAGGAGCCGCAAGUGACAGGCGAGGACUACGAGCAAGGCACUUUUGUCUACUUUGACUACGAGACUGGCUGGUGCCAACGCAUUAAGACCGAGUUCACCUUUGAGUACAGUUUCCUCGAAGACGAGCUGCAGUAA